CAAUGAUCAGGUCCUUCCUCCUUAUCGGGUUUCUUUCAAACACAUGCGUGAGCAGAGAAGUAAAUCCUGGAAACUGUGAAAAUACGAUUCUAGAAAAUUUAGCGGGCUUCAUCAAUACUUCGUCAUCUCAUUUAACAAAAGAGGUCCUAACGACAUUCUUCCUUCGUACCAAUGGUGAGAGCAGAUUCAAUAUUACAAAGGAAAGAAAAUGCAAGGACUAUGGUCAAAAUUAUCAACAGUUCUUAGAGAAAACUAGUUUGCACCUUUCUAGACACACGGUUUGUGGAAACUCAUACUUCAAGAUCAGUGUGGCGACUCUUAUGAUCUUUCUGCACUUAGAUCGAUAUAUUUGUUCAGAACAUAGUGAACCGUACCAGGCUUAUGAAGAACAAAUAAAUCGAAUAAUAAACAUUUUGCAAAUGACCAGUCGUCAUAUCCACCAUGACAGAAAUAGGACUACUUCACCAACAAUUCAGAAGUGCCUCAAUGAAAACAAGCUCCAAAAAAUAGUGGACAUCAUUCUUAGCAAUGAACAACGUUUCCAACACCAACACUUAAAACGAAAUUCAAGAAAUAUCCAGCAAAGUAAUUUUUAUACUCUUUCCGAACACUCAUCAACACAAACAACCAGUCAAGAGAAUAAGCAGCUCAACACGCUUUUCACCAAGCCAACGUUUACAACUUCAGCCACUAUUGGCUCUGAGUCAAAUAUCACCAUGGAUCCAUCGACGUUUACUUCUAUGAAAUCUUAUUUCAAGGGCAUGGAAACACAUUGCUUCUUGGGAGUAACUACCAGACAUCCUGUUUGUAUUGGCCUGAAUUCUACAUUUCAGUUUACGUCAUUCUAUUGUAUGAAAGGCCGCGAGUCAAAUAUAUUCAAAUGUGCGAAAUACAAAAGAAUCACACAAAGUCAGCAAACAAAAAACUAUACUUUUACUCUAGUAUUGAUAUCGUCAUUCAGUAACGAAACUGUCCAGGAAUUGUAUAGGUUUGCUGAACAAGUUGACUUUGAACCUCCAUUUGAACGUCUAUCAUGGAUCAUUAAAUACUUAUCUUAUAAACCUUUAAAAUUAUAUUUAAAUUUGGAUCGGCCUACUUCUCAUUUUGAUGAACAGGAUCUUGUAGAGAACAUAUCAGCUCAAGCACAAACAUUGAAUUCACUUCAUAUGACUACUACAAAGAAACCAAAUCACAAAACCACACAAAAAGAAAUGGGGACACCUAGGACACAUGGAAGUGCAAGGAAAUAUCAGCAUGAUGUUCAUCAUCACGUGACUGAACAAGAGGUCCGUGCUGCUCUGAUAGUAUAUGCAGUGAUCAAAGGAUACAUGCUGCAGCCAAGUGAUUUACCUUGCCCUAAAGAUAUCCUUCAAAGUUUAUUCUCAUACUGGGGCUCAUCAAAAUCUCAAUAUCUUUCAAUGAAAGCUAUCGAGAAAAAAUUCCAAACACUGUCCGACAAAACUUCACUAGUUAGCCACGAAACACAUGCUCACAAAAGGAGAUCUUCCUUAGCUGAACCACGUGCCUUACCUCUGAGACACAAUUCAAAAUUCGAACACCCUAUAAGUCUUCCAUUGAAUAAUGAUCAACAGUUGUCCAAAAGGCAUGAGAAUGGUCACAGUCAUGAACAUUCCCCUGAUUAUAACCAUGAACACUUUUCAAACCCUGAACAUAAUCAUGGACAUCAAGCUCAUGGACAUCCCAGUCAGUGCUUUCACUUAUUGUCACCCUUACUCAACGAACAUCGUGAACACUACAGAGAGGAAAUAGCUAAAGUCAAAUGGAAUUUGAGUGACAUUCCAAGCCUCUAUUUUAAAUCAAGGACGUCUCUCAGUAUACAGGAUUUACAGGAAAUAGCGCCCGCCCUGCUUCUGUUGCUGCUUACUGGUGAAGACAGGGUGGAGUCGCCGAAAGAUUUGCCUAGAGUAACAUAUAUACAAAGCUACGGAUUGGGUACACUUUGUGUAGUUUUCCUAAGCUUGGCUUCAGUUCUUGGAGCCAUUUUCAUUAAAAUCACUGGGACAAAGAAGAAGGCCUUCCUUUUGUCCUUUUUGUUGGCUCUUUCAGUUGGGUGUCUGCUUGGAGACGCAAUACUGCACCUUGUACCGUCUACUCUGGGAUUCCACGAGCAUGACAAUCAGGGUAAGCUGGUAAUUCUCUUGGUGACAAUGUACGGCUUCUUCCUGAUUCAGCUCCUAGUCAGCCUGUUUCACAAAAACCAUGACCAUUCCACGAUUUUUAUGAAAGACAGUAAAAAGACGCACAAUUUGAAUAUGACUAAAAAUGAAUCUUUCGAAAUUGAGAAUAAGGCUAGAAAAGAUGAGACAGCACUAAACAAUAUUUCAACAGAAGAUAAACAAAUGGAGAGGCAGGAAUCAAAUGAAAGUCAGAAAGAUCUUACCAUCGAGGAGUGUCCUUCGGAAUCCAACGUCUCCACAGCAGAUAGAGGUAAAUAUCUUGUCCCCGCUGUGUGGAUGGUCAUCAUAGGCGACUGUGUUCACAACUUUGCUGAUGGUUUGGCAAUUGGUGCCACCUUCACACAGAGUCUAACAGAGGGGCUAUCCACUGCUAUUGCCGUCUUAUGCCACGAAAUACCACACGAACUUGGUGACUUUGCCAUUCUUCUGGCUGCGGGAUUCUCAGUGAAGAAGGCAAUAGUGGUCAACCUCCUCUCCAGUAUCACGGCUUUCAUUGGUCUCUACAUCGGCAUCUCCGUGGGUGAGGAGUUUAGGAUCUGGAUCAUAGCAGCGGGCGCCGGCAUGUUUCUUUAUAUCUCUAUGGUAACCAUGAUUCCUGAACUGGUUCGAAUAUUCAGAAACAACACUUGUAAAGAGAUGUUUUUCUCCCUCAACCUGGGCUAUAUCCUUGGAGUUGUGGCGAUGUUGCUGCUGGCCAUUUACGAAGAUCACUUGAAAAUUGUCUAAUGCCGGUGUUUGUGUUCCUGGUUUUGUUUGUUUUUGUUUUGUAUUUUUGUCUGUUUACUCCUUAUUUAUCGUUUGUAAAUUCGUUCAAUUAUCAAUACGUUUUUGUUCAUAUUUCGGGAAUGUUGUGAGGCAAAGAACUUAUGCUGGCGGAAUAUAAAUAGGUAAAGGUUUGUAACAUGAAAACCAUAACUGCAUGUAUUACAAUUACCACACACCCAUCUUUAACAUCCUAUAAAGCAGGAACAAAUUGGUGUUACAGUUAUAGCAUAAGCGUGUGACAAACUAAAGAAAAAACACAUUUGCUUUCCUACAAAUCUAGCCUCAAAUUUAAUUAAAAAUAUAAGGAGAAACCUGGCAUUCUCUCUGAUAACCAUCAGCUCGAGCACGAUGGUGGUAUGAUGACUCUGGACUCAACAAUUCAAUAAUCUGAUGUCAAGGUAUUUACUCAUCACCAAUAUAACUACUCAACAACCUUGUUCUGAAGCUGGUGAAUUCUUCAAAACAACAUGCUUAAUCUGAUUAAUAUCUAAAAAUU
Magallana angulata is the source of this 3459-nucleotide messenger RNA. RefSeq names its product zinc transporter ZIP12-like. The transcript is spliced from 13 exons. Gene Ontology annotation, cellular component: membrane. Lineage: Eukaryota; Metazoa; Mollusca; Bivalvia; Ostreida; Ostreidae. The record is from RefSeq and is a predicted model, not a curated record. Gene Ontology annotation, molecular function: zinc ion transmembrane transporter activity. Gene Ontology annotation, biological process: intracellular zinc ion homeostasis; zinc ion import across plasma membrane. Bases 3 to 2924 code for a protein of 973 amino acids.